Xiphias gladius (swordfish) is the source of this 1663-nucleotide messenger RNA. RefSeq names its product BAF nuclear assembly factor 1 (gene banf1). NCBI's taxonomy places the organism in Eukaryota, Metazoa, Chordata, Actinopteri, Istiophoriformes, Xiphiidae. The transcript has 3 exons. The record is from RefSeq and is a predicted model, not a curated record. The coding region runs from base 203 to 475 and encodes 90 amino acids. Gene Ontology annotation, molecular function: DNA binding.
GUCCACAACCGGGGGAAAAGGAUCUGCUAAUACUACAUCCCCUAACGUAAGGGCGCAAGAGGCAGGCGCAUUGCAUUGUGGUCGCCGAGAAAGAAAAAGAAACUACCCGGCGGUUCUCGACAGCCAACUACGACUAGAUUCAGCCUGGAUAAGACAUUCAAAGUUCAUUUGUUGGUGAUCUGUGACAGCCUACAAAGCAGCCAUGUCGUCGACAUCCCAAAAACACAAAGAGUUUGUCGCGGAGCCCAUGGGUGAAAAGCCAGUGAUGGCUCUUGCGGGCAUUGGAGAAGUCCUUGGCAAAAGACUGGAGGAGAAAGGUUUCGACAAGGCAUAUGUUGUCCUCGGGCAGUUUCUAGUGCUAAAGAAAGACGAGGAGCUUUUCCGGGACUGGCUGAAGGAUACUUGUGGGGCAAAUGCCAAACAACAAGGUGACUGCUUUGGCUGUCUUAAAGAAUGGUGUGACGCCUUCCUAUAAAGCAUUCAAUCAUUGUUUUCUACUUUUCAAGUCCAAACUGUAUAUUGCCUCUUCAGUGAUCUUGAUUCAAUUCAGCUACACCAUAUAUAUGAACUAACACUGUACACACUGGGGUUAUUGAAGUAAGCUUGUUUUUAAAUUAUACUGAAAGUUCUCCGUGUUUUUCCGAAAUCCUGCAACCCCAAAACAUAACUCAGACAUGCCCUUCUCGUGGUCUUUGACAUGCAGCUCCAGACUAGUAGUCAGCAAUUCUUUUGUUCUUUAAAUUCCCAUCAAAUUAGUAAGCCGAGUGGAGAAUGACAAAAUGUGACAGUUCUAUCUGACUGUAACAUUUACUUACUGUCAGUAGCCAUUUGUACUGCAGAUAUUUUGACUUCUCACUGAAGUAAAAGUACAAGCAUAACUAAUAACAUUAUUGGUGAUUUCUUUCCAUUUGGGUUUACCAUUGAGCCAGCAUGCACAUAAGCAGGGCGGUGACACCAAGAAACCUAAAUGCAGACUUUAUUAAUGUUAUUACCACUGUGUUUGACAAAUCAAAAUGUUAUGUGAAAAAAGCUGCUUAUAUUCAUAAUAUUCAUUCUGCCCACAAUCUUUGUAAUACUGCCUGUACUUUCUGUUUAAAGUGAACUCAAUGUUGCCAGUUUAUUCUUUGUUCAAACAUUUUAUCUUCAGAAAAACUUUGUGUUUCAGUUCAUGACACGUUUUUCUUUCUGUGUAAUGUGAUUAUUUACCAGCACGGUCAGAUUGACAUUUGUACUCUCUUACAACUCUUGGCCUUUCUGCCCUAUUCGGCUGUUUUUAAAGCCUUUGGAAAGUUGAUGUAAGCUGUAUUUUUUUAAAUAGCACACUAUAUCACAGUUUGGUAUCAUGUACUCUUAAAUCCACAGACAAUGUUUAAACGAUUUCUUGAAGAGGUGGAUUGUACGUUUGAAGUGUAUUGCAUUGCAUUGGAUGUGACUGAUUUAUGUGACACACAAAAGGUAAACCUCAAAAACUGGUGACACUGAUCUUUGCAGAGAGGAUUUAAAAAAAAAAAAAAUGUAAUUUAAACAUUUUGUCCUUUUAUCAUUUGAUCCUGGUAAUAAAAAGCAAAAUGGCCAGACUCCCACAUCUGGUCUGCUCAAAGCUUGUUUGACCCUGAAGAUGGAAAUGUAUAUAAAUAAAGAUGCCAAUGUAACAAACUCAAAA